Molecule: messenger RNA, 1780 nt
Organism: Oryctolagus cuniculus (rabbit)
Lineage: Eukaryota; Metazoa; Chordata; Mammalia; Lagomorpha; Leporidae
Gene: PHKG2
Product: phosphorylase kinase catalytic subunit gamma 2
Biological process (GO): protein phosphorylation; glycogen metabolic process
Cellular component (GO): phosphorylase kinase complex
Molecular function (GO): calmodulin binding; ATP binding; phosphorylase kinase activity
Source: RefSeq, a predicted model, not a curated record
GUGCGCCUGCGCAGCAACAGCCGCCUGCCCCUGUGCCGCCUCCCCCUUCUCCCUAAGCACCUUCCCUUCCCUUCCCCUCCCCCGUCCCCUGCCCUGCCCGGCCACCCUUCCCGCCCCGUAGGCCCUUCCACGGGGUCGCCCCAGCCCCUGUCCUUCCCCUGCCCCGCCCCCGCCCCCCAGGACCCUGGCGCCCCAGCCGCAAGGGCUGCGCCUGCGGGAGCCGCGAUGUGCGUCGUCUCAGAGCCUGUGGGCCUCCCUGCCCUCCAUGCCCUCCGUCUCCUCCGCGCAGGUCUCCUCUUUCAGAAUGACGCUGGACGUGGGGCCGGAGGAUGAGCUGCCCGACUGGGCCGCGGCCAAGGAGUUCUACCAGAAGUACGACCCUAAGGACGUGAUUGGCAGGGGCGUGAGCUCUGUGGUCCGCCGCUGCGUUCAUCGAGCUACCGGCAAUGAGUUUGCAGUGAAGAUCAUGGAGGUGACCGCUGAGCGGCUGAGCCCCGAGCAGCUGGAGGAGGUGCGGGAAGCCACACGGCGAGAGACACACAUCCUGCGUCAGGUCGCCGGCCACCCCCACAUCAUCACUCUCAUCGAUUCCUACGAGUCUUCUAGCUUCAUGUUCCUGGUGUUUGACCUGAUGCGGAAGGGGGAGCUGUUUGACUACCUCACGGAGAAGGUGGCGCUCUCAGAGAAGGAAGCCAGGUCCAUCAUGAGGUCUCUGCUGGAAGCAGUGAGCUUUCUCCACGCCAACAACAUUGUGCACCGAGACCUGAAGCCCGAGAACAUCCUCCUGGAUGACAACAUGCAGAUCCGACUUUCGGACUUCGGGUUCUCCUGCCACUUGGAACCCGGCGAGAAGCUUCGAGAGCUGUGUGGGACCCCAGGGUACCUGGCUCCCGAGAUCCUCAAAUGCUCCAUGGAUGAAACCCACCCAGGCUACGGCAAGGAGGUUGACCUCUGGGCCUGUGGGGUGAUCCUGUUCACACUCCUGGCUGGCUCCCCGCCAUUCUGGCACCGGCGGCAGAUCCUGAUGCUGCGCAUGAUCAUGGAGGGCCAGUACCAGUUCAGCUCGCCUGAGUGGGAUGACCGGUCCAACACCGUCAAAGACCUGAUCUCAAGGCUGCUGCAGGUGGAUCCUGACGAGCGCCUGACAGCCGAGCAGGCCCUGCAGCACCCCUUCUUUGAGCGUUGCCAAGGCAGCCAGGCGUGGAGCCUCACGCCCCGCCAGCGGUUCCGGGUGGCUGUGUGGACCGUGCUGGCUGCGGGACGAGUGGCCUUGAGCGCUCACCGCGUACGACCACUGACCAAGAGUGCCCUGUUGAGGGACCCCUACGCCCUGCGGCCGGUGCGGCGCCUCAUUGACAACUGUGCCUUCCGGCUCUACGGGCACUGGGUGAAGAAGGGGGAGCAGCAGAACCGGGCGGCCCUCUUCCAGCACCGGCCGCCGGGGCCAUUUCCUGUCCUGGGCCCCGAGGAGGAGGGGGACUCAGCCGGUGUCACCGAGGAUGAGACUGCACUGGCGCUGGGCUAGGCCCUCAGCCCCAGGCGAUCCGAGGAAGCAGGACUCCCCAGGAAGUCAUUCCAGCCCACUGGGCUCUUGGCCUCAGGCCCGCCACUGACCAUGCCACUCUGAGAGACUCCAGUCCUGUGCACCUGCCUCGCUGGCCAGGGCUUGGAGAGCAGAGCUGGCGCGGGAAGGAGCUACCGCAAACACCAUGCCUGGCCUUGUCAGGGCCACCCAUGCUGUGCAUGAAAUAAAACCGUCUCCACGCAGGGAGAGCAGGCA